Molecule: messenger RNA, 543 nt
Organism: Gongylonema pulchrum
Lineage: Eukaryota; Metazoa; Nematoda; Chromadorea; Rhabditida; Gongylonematidae
Source: the annotation of a GenBank genome assembly
AUGCCCGUCCUCAAAAAAGAUCUGGACGGGCAAGAAUUUGCCGGUAAGGAACUCAACGUUGAGGAAGAAUUUUCUGGUUGGAAACUCAAUGUAGUGCAAAGUAGUGCAUCGCAGCAGAUCGAAUCUGGAGAUUCAAGCGAAGUGACGAUGGCCAGUGAAAGUGUGAAGUUGGAAAAGAAACAAAGAAAUUACGAUAAAAUGUUCGAGAUUCUCGCAAGGGAACUGGGACACCUGGAAUGCAAGCGGGACAUUGGCCUCGCGAUCACAUACGUAAUAGUGGACGAGUCAGACGAGUUAGCACGAUACACAUUCGAUUAUAUGGAUGAUUUUUUGGAAUGCUAUAAGGGUGAUGUCUUUGGGGGGCGGAAAGCGAAUUGUGUUGUUACACUUCACGCUGAUCUUUUUGACCAACUUACUCAAGGACAACGUGUAACUGAAGAAGCUCUCGCAUCGGGAAAGCUAAAAAUCGAAGGAACAUUGGAAAACAAAAGAAUAUUUGAAAAUUUGGACAGCUUUGCUGCUACAUUCCGUUCAAAACUGUGA